This is a messenger RNA of Limulus polyphemus (Atlantic horseshoe crab), 1801 nucleotides long. Its product is annotated as syntaxin-like. Gene Ontology annotation, cellular component: SNARE complex; presynaptic active zone membrane; plasma membrane. The record is from RefSeq and is a predicted model, not a curated record. The transcript has 10 exons. Bases 121 to 999 code for a protein of 292 amino acids. Gene Ontology annotation, molecular function: SNAP receptor activity; SNARE binding. Gene Ontology annotation, biological process: intracellular protein transport; exocytosis; synaptic vesicle fusion to presynaptic active zone membrane. NCBI's taxonomy places the organism in Eukaryota, Metazoa, Arthropoda, Merostomata, Xiphosura, Limulidae.
UACGAAACACAAAUGUAAUCUCGUGGUGGUCAUAGCACAUAAUGUGCGAACAGAAACAUCCACACAAGUUGAAGUAGUGCCACGAAACUGUUUAUAGAUAACUUUUAAGUUCGAUUUAUAAUGACGAAAGACCGACUUGCAGCGUUGAAAGCGACUCAAGGGGAUGAUGAUGUUUCUGUCUCAGUUGAUGACACUAGGGGUGGAGGUUACAUGGAUGAAUUUUUUCAAGAGGUUGAAGAAAUCCGUGAAAGCAUUGAGAAAAUCCAGGCUAAUGUUGAAGAGGUCAAGAAAAAACACAGUGCCAUUCUCUCUGCUCCACAGACAGAUGGAAGGGUCAAGCAAGAAUUGGAAGAUUUAAUGGCAGACAUAAAAAAGGCUGCCAACAAAGUUCGCACUAAAUUAAAAGUGAUGGAACAAAACAUUGAUCAGCAAGAACAAACUAGCAUGAUGUCAGCAGAUUUUAGGAUAUGCAAAACACAGCAUUCUAUGCUAUCCCAAAAGUUUGUGGAGGUGAUGACAGACUACAAUAAGACACAAACAGACUACAGAGAGAGAUGCAAGGCACGAAUUCAACGGCAGUUAGAAAUUACGGGUAAAGUGACAACUAAUGAAGAACUAGAAGAUAUGCUGGAAAGUGGGAAUCCUACAAUAUUUACACAGGGAAUCAUCAUGGAGACACAGCAAGCUAAACAAACAUUAGCUGACAUUGAGGCUCGUCACAACGAUAUCAUUAAACUAGAAAACAGUAUCCGAGAAUUACAUGAUAUGUUUAUGGAUAUGGCUAUGUUAGUUGAAAGUCAGGGUGAAUUGAUUGAUAGAAUUGAAUAUCAAGUAGAACAUGCAAAAGAUUAUAUUGAAGCUGCCAAACAAGACACAAAAAAGGCUCUUGUAUACCAGAGCAAAGCAAGAAGGAAAACAUUCUGUAUAGUUAUCCUGGUCAUAGUAUUGGUUGGAGUAUUAGGCCUCAUUAUUGCCUUUUCCACUGGAAUCAUUCCUUAGUGGUUUGUUUUUUAGUUUGAAGAAAAAUUUGCUCGGAUUUAUCACACACAUUAUUCUUAUGUUUUCACUGCUUCUCGCCACUAUAAACAGUAUACCAACAAUGUUCUAUAUCUCAUAGUACAUAUAUAAAAUGACCUAUUCACACUUGCUUUUUAAAAUCACUAACUAGUCUGCACAUACUAAUUUUUUAUACAUUUACAUUUAUAAGAACUUCCUGCUUAUGAAGAAUAAAGUAGUCCAUAAAGUUUGAGUAUCAACACUGUUGUUUUUCUGUUUUUUUUUCACAUAAUUCAAUGUACAAGCACUUUGAAAUAAUUUGAUUGUGAUUUAUGCAUUUAAAAGGUUUUGCUUCACUUCACAUAUUAUGUUUGUACUACAACUUAUUAUUUGUUUGAACUGAAUAAAAACAGUUCCCUUUUAGUAGAAGUAAAAGGAAAUUAAGUUAAUAAUUCAUAGGUAACAUUAAGUACUCUUCUAAAGAAAAUGUAUGUACACAUUGUUUGUUGUUACAUCUUUCUGUUGUAAACAUAAUUUUAUAUUUCUUCCGGUAAUUGAAUUGUAAGACCUUUGAAAUGAGAAUACAUAUAAUGAGAAAAGUCCAUUGAAAAUGUUUUAAUUUAUAAAACACCUGCUUGGAAGACAGGUUUAAGUGCCUUAUUUACAUUUUUACAUUAAAAAGGAAUAUCUUGUUUUAAAGAAUCUUUCUUUAACUAACUGACUACACUUUGUAGGUGGAUAAUGAAUGAAACCAAGUAUAUAUAUAUAUAUAUAUAUGUAUAUAUAUAAUGGGUAGUUCCAUUUG